Molecule: messenger RNA, 7016 nt
Organism: Brienomyrus brachyistius
Lineage: Eukaryota; Metazoa; Chordata; Actinopteri; Osteoglossiformes; Mormyridae
Gene: ccdc136b
Product: coiled-coil domain-containing protein 136
Exons: 9
Coding region: 361-1770 (469 amino acids)
Biological process (GO): single fertilization; acrosome assembly
Cellular component (GO): acrosomal membrane
Source: RefSeq, a predicted model, not a curated record
AGAGAGAGAGAGAGGGAAGGAAAGAGAGAGAGAGAAAGAGAGAGAGAGAGAGCAAGGGAGAUGGCAAAAACAAGACAGCAAGAUCCAUCGGAUCCGUAGCUGCAUAUGAAGUCUGGUUAAUGAAAACCAAAUGGUUAAUAUUGUGUGAAGAUAGAGAGAGAGUGAGAGAGAGAGAGAGAGAGAGAUAGGGAGGGAGGGAGAGAGGAUAGAGGGAGGGAGACAGAGAGAAAGAGAGGAUAGAGGGUUGAAAUCGCAGAAGAGAAAUGAGCAGUAUACUGAAGGAGAAUUAGCCGUCAGCUGGCCGAUCUGCAAGGUCUGGAUCUCAUUAAAGACGACGACCUGAAACCAGAGAAACCUGGCAUGGAGGAGGAGCUGACUGCCAAGGAGAAGGAGGCCCUGGAGGAGAAUGAGGAGAAGGAGCAGAAGAACGAAGAGGCAGGCAAUGGGGAGAAGGAGGUGACCGAGGAGAAAGCGGGGGAGGCAGCUGAGAGGAAGGAUGCAGUGGAGACCGCCGACAGGCAGGGGGCACCGCUCCCCGAGGGGCAGGAGCUGGAGGAGUUGAGGGCACAGGUACUCCAGCUGCUCCUGGAGCUGGAAGAGGCACGGGAGAUGUCGCAGAAGCACGAGGAGAGCUUCCACGAGCUGCAGGGUCUGCUGGAAGAUGAGCGUCUGGCCAGUGCGCACCAAGCUGAGGCCUUCACACGCCAGAUCCAAAGGCUACAAGCCCAGCUGCGCUCCGUCCAGGAAGAGAUGGACAGCCUGGAGGAGGAGAAGGAGAGCGAGCUGGCUGAGGCGCAGGAGGAACUGCGGGCGGCGCAGGAGGAGGUGCUGGUGCUGCAGCAGGCGGCCGAGGAGGCGGCGGCUGAGCGGGAGAACGACAUCGCCAGCCUGCAGGAGGAGCUGUGCCGGCUGCGGGCCGAGCUGCAGCGGCUGCAUGCCACCACGCAGGAGUACGAGCUGGAGAUCACCACGCUGCGCGCCGAGAUCACCAUGAAGAGCCAGCGGAGGGAGGAGGAACGCAACCAGGGUGAUGUGGGCCUGCUGAAGGAGGAGUGCCGCGUGCUGAAGGAGGAGUGUCAGGCCCUCAAGGACGGCAACCGGCAGCUGCUGGAGCGUCUGCAGCUGCUGCAGCUACAAAGGACCGGCUCCAACGACGUGUGCCUGCCGCUGAAGGAAGAGAGCGAGACAGAGGACGGGCAGCUGCGUGUGGUCGACGGUGGCGAAGGAGAGGUAGGAAGUAGGAGGAUCUCUACACAGACCAGCACCAACUGCCGCCUGGUAGACGCCUCGAUCCAGAAGAACAUCUCCUUCGACGGCAAGCCCGUGACCCCUACCAGCUGGAACGGGGGCUUCGGUGAAAUCUUCUCCCUCCGUGACCAGCUGAAGCAGGCGGAGGAGAGGGCCCUGCAAGUGCAGAAGGAGUGUGAGGGCCUCAAGGAGGAGCUUCUGGUACUGCAGAGCCUGUGUGACAGCAGCCAGAAGGAGCGCGACGAGCUGGAGAAGGAGCUGCGCAGCUACCGGGAGCAGCUGGGGAGGCUGAUGGAGGGGAGGGCUCAGAACUCCACUCCUCCGUCUGAGCCCCCUGUUCUCUCCAUCCCCCUCAUAGGAUUGAUUGUAAUAGUGGCCCUGGUUUGGUGCUGGUGGUCGGAGCUGUCAUCUAGAGGGGCCCAGGUACGGGGGAGCGAAGGAGGAUGGAACUCGGUACUGGUGGUCGCUGUGGCAGCAGCUGCCUUGCUGAUUGUGCCCAGUUUGUGCAGAGCUGUCUCCUGAGGACCCAUGACGGUAGCGAUUGUGCCACCUAGGCAGCACACUCUUCCCCCCAAGCCCCUGCUCGCCUCACGACGAGCCCCAUCCCAUCGCACCUGCAGCUUCAGCCUCCUCUUUCGAGGGGGGGGGGGGCAUCAAAGAAGGGACUGGGACACAUUAACCACCAUGCUGCCACCAGGUCUCCAUUCUGAAUGACCCAGGAGGAUUCUGGGUAAAAUGGGGUUGGAUGUAUGAUGUUACUGCUUAUUGACUAGCGUAGCAUACAGGCAUAAGAUUCUGGUGGGAGGGUGAAGUGCACGGACCCAUAGAGCCAUUGAUAUCGUUGUACGUGUCCCGUCCCCCCCCCCAUUCCCCCCUCCCAGCAAUCAAAUGCACUCACCGGUAGCUGUUCAGUCCCCCCCUAGAUGGUCCCUCAUUGGUGCGUUGACAAGACGGCGGACCUGCGUAAACUCCACACCACCUGCAGCUCACCUGGGUGCAUCAACUAACCUGUUUAUUGAUUGAUUUAUUCCCCGUUGAGCAGAGGCAGCCUGAACUUUAGUUUUGUUUUUCUUUUCUCAGUCCAAUUGCCUGUUAAAUUUGCGCAGUCGUGUAAGGAUUCGAAGAAGGCGCGGAGGAGCUAAGUGUGCUGGAAGAUGUCAGGUUGGGAUAUUUUACGGACUCAGCUGUAAACCUGCCGUGCUUUAAGGAAAGAGCGCAUUGUCUUGGGAUGAAAAUACAUACCCUGUCAGUAUGAGAAUAAUGUAUGAUCCAUUAAUAUGAAUAAUGUUGUUCUUAAAUUCUAAGUAUUUUUUAAAUAUUUGAAUACUUUAUCAUUUCAAUAUUGAAUGAGGCUUCAUGAAUAUCAGGUUUCAUUGUUUUCUGUUACAUUAUCCUCUUGCUUCUUGUUCUCUUAUAGCAUGUCCUGUACAAUUUUGGUAAAAAAAAAAAAAGAAGAAAAGAAUUUACUUUAUUGCAUAAACGCUGCUUUCGGAGAUGGUUGUGGCCUUGGUUAGGCUUUCGGCCUGGUCUUCCUGUGUGUGUAGCUCCUGGCACGCAUUAGGGGGCGCUGACAAGCAUGGCCUUCUUGGGGAGAGUGUGUCCAUCUAGGGCUGCUUGGAGGAGGAGGCUAGGGUGCAUUGUCAGAUUGAGAAUGUGACCACGCCAACAGCGGUUGUGACCCUCCACGCCAGCGUGGUCACUGACAUCCCCGAUUGCACACGGCCCCGUUCCUCUCCGUCUUCAUGGGCCACAUGCAGUAUGAGAACUUUCUGGAAACAGUAGGAGGCGCCCGCUUUCAGAACGUUCUUGCAGUCAAUGCUGUUGUUUUGGGCACACUAUACUCACUGACAUUGUGGCACUGACCUGUACCCAUGCCGCUUAUGUGUCCAAAUAUUUGAUGGUUUCCAUCACUGAACAUGUGGGGUGAAGCUUCAAAACCCCAAUCCAGUGUUUCCCAAUCCAGUCCUCAGGAACCCACAGGCAGUCCAAGUUUUUGCUCCAGGUAAGGAGCUAGGAGGGAGCAAAAAUGUGGACUGUCUGGAAGGUAGCAAAAAUGUGGACUGUCUGACAGGGAGCUCGGAAGCAAAAAAAACAUGGACCAACCCUGGAUCCCUGAGGACCAGAUUGGGCAACACUGUUCAAAGCACAAAAAGCUGAACAAGCCUGUGGGACAGUCACCGGAGAAGGUCCAUUUAUCAGAUAUUGCUUUACCCUCCGAAGUGAAACAGCUGCUGGACCCAUAGUAAUAAUAACGAUUUAGCUUCACAGCUUUAUAAAGACACUCAGCAGUCACUUUAUUUGUUCCACAUACUUACAAAGGCUGAUCCUUCAAACAGAGAAUCACGUGGCUGCAGCUGACAGCACACAGCACACAUACAGGGGUGGCAGGUUCAGUUACUGUGCCGCUAAGCAUCACAACAGCUGAGAAACACGAUCAAAGCGAUCUUGCGUGUGGCAUGCUUGUUGGCGAUAUACACGGAGUUUACGGAGAAUGGUGCACUGAGCAUAAAACAUUCAGUCAAUGACAUUUCUGUGCUUGAACACACCUUAUUAAUGAAAGAGGUCAGAGAAAAAUGGCCAGAAAUGUUAAAGCGAACAGGAAGUUAGCUUCAGAGCUAAAAGGAAGUUAGCUUCAAAGCUAAAAGGAAGUUAGCUUUGCACAAGUACAAAACAAAAAACAUACUUCAGAACAAUGGUAAUGUGCAGUACGGCCCACCUGGUACUCCGGGGGUGUGCUUAAUAAAACAACCACUGAGUGCGUAUGUAUAAUUCUUAUUGUGACAAACAAUCUAUUUAAGAAAUGAGUUCAUGCUUAAUUCAUUUUAAAGACUUCCUUAUUCAGGUUAUUGUGAGAGGACCGAACUGCAGUUUAAGAAACAGACAAAUCGUGAUGUUCUUAACCCAGAAUCCAUUAUUAAAAGGCACAAAUAUUUUGAACAUAACAUUCCAUAAUCUCUCUGAAUUAUUAAUAUUAUUCUUAUUUUGAUUAGGUGAAGCAAGUUAGUGUGUCAUGAAAUAUAUUUUUAUACUGAUUUAUUUUUUUGCCCAAAUUGUGGAAUGUAGUUUUGCUCUAUGGUCCGUAAGGUAAGAAGGAAGAUCGAAUUUCCUCCGGUUGGGCUGUGGAGUGGCGUUUUUGUACAUAAACUGACUUUUUUGUGAUAUGCAUGUAUGCAUUAAUGCUGAGUGCGUUUUGCAAUCCAUAUGUCCAACUUUUGAAAUGCAGUUUGAAAUGCAGUUUGGUGCAACAGCAGUUUUCCAUGAAAUAACUUUUUUUCAAAUCUCUUCUUUUAAUCUCUACUUAGAGAUAUGUUUUGAAUGAUUUGGUGGGCACUGUUUAAUCGUAUAUUUACUAUUUUUUAGUUUUAUUGUCACCUAUUGAGCACAAUUUACACUACUGACAACAACCGUGUAGACUUUAUAUUAGAAUAUUGUUUCUAGAUUGCUCCUCUUAUUACAAAUACACACACAUAUAUAUAUUUAUGUGUAAUAUAAUUAUAAACAAAUUUCUGUCGUCCUAUUACUGUUGUCAUUGUUUUUUAAAAACUUGCAUUUUAAUAAACACCAGACCUCCCUUGGAUACACAUGAUUUGAUACAGUGAACCUACAGUGAUUUAUCAGCCUUGGAACUGCACAUUCGCAUGCAGUGCGUUGCAAACAUGGCAGUUUACUGGAUAAUUAUCGUAGCUGUUUAGGUGCAAUAUAUAAGGAAACAUGCCUACAGUUUGAGCUGUAGUUUAUUUUGGUUAAACCUCACAAUCAGAUAUUUUGCCAUCGGGUUUUUUCACAUCAAAAUCUUCUCAGUUGAAAUAAACAUGUAUAAGUAUGCAUAUAUGUAUUUUGACUAUUAUCUGUGUCAUUUCCUCCGUUCUUUUUGCGUGUAAACUUGCUUUUUAAUUGUCACAGAGAGGCGCAGUUGUGCACAAGCUGGUAACAUUUUGUUGCAGGGGUGUGGAGGGCUUAUGGAGAAACAUGGGAUCAGUCACUUCUCCACAGGUAAAGAUUUCAUAAAAUCCGACUCCUUUUUCGAUGAGUCUGCUCUUGCUGGGAUCAUACCAGCACUUUCGAAUGUGAAAACUUGCCUGUCCUGUUCUUUUGGCUUUUCGGCACGUGAUAAAAGGGUGUGUGGUUUUGGACAGUGCGAAACGUUUGUUGUGUGCUCCGUAGAGGUCUGGCCUGCCUCUAAGCUUUACGUUACGCUGAAUUAGACUCGGGAUCUGUGUGAUUAAUGUGGUCGUAGGCUAACAGCUGAAGAUGUCCUCUGUCGAUCUCUUAGUUUUUCCGCAUGAAGAGACUUUAGAUACUGCUGCAGCCCCAUUGCCGUUAGAUUUCAUGCCAUGGUGAUUGCUUUGUGCCUGGGUAAGGUGACCACCUGAUCUUCAGCUGCCUUUUAUAGUGCAUAAGCUUUGUGGAAUCGUGCAAUAUCAACUGGCAUCCCAGAAAAAAAAAAUUAUAUAUAUAAUGUAUCUUUUAUCCUUGAUCCAUUAAAGGGUGUGUUUGCAUUUCUGUUUAUCUUAAUAUGUUGAAUAAUUUUCUCCAAUAGAUCAAUGCAUGUGAGAAAUAAAAUAUUUUGUAUUUCAGUAUGAUAUUUGUGUUGUAUGUACUGUAAAUAGAAUUAGGAGUGAACUGAAAACUGUAAUGACCAUAAAUGGAUACUUAAAUUAAAACAUUGCAUUGUCAAUAGUGGGUGAAUCUUAUAUUGACUGUGUCUUAUCAAUAUUAAAGUGAAUAGAGAGUGAAUAUUUCCCAAUGAAAAGCAGUAGUGAGAUUAUAAUUGUACUUAUGCAUUUAUAUACAUUGGUUAACUAUAGGUUUUCAGCUUAACUAGGAGAACAAACUCCGAUAAUCAACAGCCGUGUGGUGCAUGUUAGUUUCAGUAGAUGAUGGGUUUUUGCAUGCAAAGUGCAGUAGAUUUAGUCACUAGCCAAAGUGCAUGAUUUGUUUGGCGGCCUCAGAAAUCGCAUGAGCCUCUUCCACGAAUCCAGACUUCGGCACGGAGCAACGCCGUCGAUUCUGAUACUUACACGCCUUUCAGUCUGUCUGCCUCUUUACCCGUAAACGAAAUGUUUCAGAAUACAUUUAAAGGGUAUUUAGGGAUCACGUAGAAUUCUAAAACUGCCAUGAUUAUGACUACUUACUCCUCACCUGUCAUUACUUACAGAAUCGAAACAGGAUUUGAUCAUCCUGUGAUGUGGAAUAAUAUUAUACAGUGUCUACCUGUUAAAUACUUAGAUUAGUGCUCAGACUGGCUGUCACUGGCUGUCACCGGCUGUCUGUCGGCACUGCAGUCAUACCAUUAUUGAUACUCAUUCUUCCUUUACUUAAAUAGAUAAACAUCACCCUAAAUAUGUGUAUUAUUCUCUGCCCCUCUAGUACCUUAAACAAUGAUAAAGACAUAUACUCCUGUGUUUUUAAAAAUCGUUUAAAUGGCAAAAACUAUUAGCAUUAGAUCAGUAUAAAGCAACAGGUCAAACAUGAAUCGGUUUGUUCAGUUCUGCUACUGACUAGUUUGCGUCUGUGUGCACCGCUGAUAUUCCAGUGUAAGAAAAGCUGAUGUACGCCUGUCUGUCUCUCUGUCUCUGUAAUAUAGCAACAGAAUUGUACUGUAAAGCGUUUUCUAAUAUAUUUGUACACAUCCUGACCUAACACACUUGGCUUUUUUUCCCUGAUGGGCUUGGUUGUUUUCGAACGAAUUGUGAGUAUUUUGGUAAACAGCCUGUAUAUUUUGUACAAGAUUUGGAAAUAAAAAUAAAAUAUUUAUCAUUACUCUG